AUGGAGGAUACGGGUGCACAGAGUCAGCUGCGACAGCCCAAGAAGAGAUUCGCUCAGAAGGAUCCGGCUAGCCCUGAUGUUGAGUCAACGGAGGUCCAGAAAGCUGCCCCCAGAAGGUCAGCCCGGACUUUGAACCAAGUACCUCCCGAGAUCCUCAACGACCCGGAAAUUCAAGAAGCCAUGGAGCUUCUCCCCAAAAACUAUUCGUUCGAGAUCCCCAAGACGAUUCACCGAGUGCGCACUUCCGGAGCCAAGCGCGUCGCUCUUCAAUUCCCCGAGGGUCUUUUGAUUUUUGCUACGACUAUCUCCGAUAUCUUGACACAAUUCUGCCCGGGCAUCGAGACCCUCAUCAUGGGCGAUGUCACAUAUGGCGCCUGCUGCAUUGACGACUAUACCGCACGGGCUCUUGGCUGCGAUCUGCUCGUCCACUACGCCCACAGUUGCUUGAUUCCUGUGGAUGUGACCAAGAUCAAGACUUUGUACAUUUUCGUCGACAUCAGCAUCGACACUACGCACUUGAUGGCGACCCUUGAACGUAACUUCAAGCCCGGCCAAACCAUCGCCACCGUCGGCACGAUCCAGUUCAACGCAACCCUUCACGGAUUGAAACCGGUCAUGGAACGUGCAGGGUUCAAGGUGGGUGAAAUUCUGGGUUGCACAUCACCCCAACUCACCACAGAGAUCGACGCUCUUCUUUAUCUCGGCGACGGACGCUUCCACCUGGAGUCCGCCAUGAUUCACAACCCCACUACUCCCGCAUACCGCUACGACCCUUACUCGCGCACCCUGACUCGUGAAGGCUAUGACCACAACGAGAUGCACACUCUGCGACGCGACGCCAUAUCAUCUGCGAAGACGGCCCGCAAAUGGGGCAUCAUUCUGGGCUCUCUUGGCCGCCAAGGAAACCCCAACACGAUGGCGAUGAUCGAGCGCCAUUUGGAAGAGCGCGGUAUUCCUGUCAUCAAUCUGCUGUUGAGCGAGAUUUUCCCUGGCAAGCUGGCCUCCAUGGCCGAUGUCGAGUGCUGGGUUCAGAUCGCUUGCCCCCGUCUCAGUAUUGAUUGGGGCUACGCGUUUCCGCGCCCAUUGUUGACACCAUACGAAGCGCUUAUCGCGCUUGGUGUCCGUGAGAAUUGGGACAGUGCCAAUAAGGGGGAUUUAUCCCAUGGACUUUUACGCGAAAGAUGGACUGGGCCGCACGAAGCCUGA
Molecule: messenger RNA, 1206 nt
Organism: Penicillium maclennaniae
Lineage: Eukaryota; Fungi; Ascomycota; Eurotiomycetes; Eurotiales; Aspergillaceae
Gene: dph1
Product: 2-(3-amino-3-carboxypropyl)histidine synthase
Exons: 4
Coding region: 1-1206 (401 amino acids)
Biological process (GO): protein histidyl modification to diphthamide
Molecular function (GO): 2-(3-amino-3-carboxypropyl)histidine synthase activity
Source: RefSeq, a predicted model, not a curated record